Molecule: messenger RNA, 4111 nt
Organism: Umbelopsis ramanniana AG
Lineage: Eukaryota; Fungi; Mucoromycota; Umbelopsidomycetes; Umbelopsidales; Umbelopsidaceae
Exons: 19
Coding region: 55-3954 (1299 amino acids)
Biological process (GO): protein ubiquitination; SCF complex assembly
Cellular component (GO): nucleus
Source: RefSeq, a predicted model, not a curated record
GCCGACGUCGUCGCGUUUCGUCCAAGUGGAGUUGCAAACAUCCAGCGAUCAACCAUGUCGACUACAAGCGCUUAUAUGGUUGCGAGUCUGUUAGAAAAGAUGUCAAACAGCGAUACCGAUUUUCGGUAUAUGGCGCUGAAUGAUCUUACCAACGAACUGCAAAAGGAAAACUUCUCUUUGGAGGAUUCUACAGAACAAAAAGUCCUUCGAGCUGUUCUUAAGCUACUAGAAGAUAAGAACGGCGAAGUCCAGAAUCUCGCUGUCAAAUGUCUUGGACCUCUCGUCAGACGUAUUAAGGAAGCCCAAGUGUUGGAGGUCAUUGAUCAGCUUAGUAAUUUCGCCGCGCAGCAGAAGAACGACGAGCUCCGCGGUAUUGCUAGCAUAGGAUUAAAGACAGUCAUUGUGGAAAUCACUCCAAACCGAGCCAGUAAUGUUUGCAAGAGGAUCAUUCCAAGGCUACUUCAACAGCUGGAAAAUCCUGGCGGUUCAUAUGAAGUUUACAUGGAUUCCUUGGAUACGCUAUCAGAGUUGCUGAGUCGUUUCGGAACUCUGAUUCCCUCUGAACAACAAUUGCAAAUUCAAAAAGUCCUUCUACCUUUGCUCAGUCAUCCUCGUCCGGCAGUACGUAAGAGAGCCACAGUGACCAUUGGUCAUCUAGUCGCGCAUAUUUCUGAGCAGCAAUUUGAGUCACUUGUGGAGUUCUUGCUGGAAAAGUUCAACCAGAAUCAGGAUUCGAGCGAUAGAUUGAGGACGCUUGUUCAAACGACUGGUGUUCUAAGCCGAUACAGCGCAAGUAGACUUGGUGCCCAUAUACCGCAAUUUUUGCCAAUCAUCAUAACCCAUGCUUCUUCCGAAGACGCUGAUGAUGAAUUGCGAGAAAUUUGCUUCCAGUCUUUAGAGUCGUUUGUCAUUAGAUGUCCUACCGAGAUCACCCCCUUUGUUGAUCAAAUAAUCGAAUUGGCUCUGACUUAUCUUAAGUACGACCCCAAUUAUGCAGCUGAUGAAGACGAGUCUGAAGAUGAGGAGAUGAAAGACGAUGAGGACGAGGAGGACGAGGAGGAAGAUGACGAGAUUGAGGAUUAUUCUGACGAUGACGAUGACGUUUCAUGGAAGGUGCGCCGAUCUGCAUCCAAAGUCUUAGCCGCUUUGAUCGAGACACGCCACGACUUGCUUUCACAGUUAUAUCAAACAGUUGCGCCUGCAUUGAUUAGCCGAUUCAAGGAAAGAGAGGAAUCUGUUAGAGUGGAUAUCCUUCAAACUUUCAUUGUUCUUCUUCGACAGACAUCUUUGUAUGGUGGUGAUAAUGUUGGUAUUCCCAAGGAGAAGGAUAUCUUCGAUUUCGACAUUGCAAGCGAGCGUAUAGAUGUAUUCUCAGCACGAGCGGCAAGCGCAAACCCCAACAUUGCGAUGAUGGAGACCGAAGAAGGACCAAAGCAACUUUUGCGUAUCUUGGUACCAAGCUUGAGUAAGGCACUUGCUCGUCAACUUGGUUCAAAAUCAACCCAAACGAGGCAAACCGGAUUCUUAUUGUUGAAGGAGCUUGUAACUGUGCUCCGAGGUGGCCUUGAUGACUACUUUGAGCCACUUGUACCUGCUAUUAGGUCUUCGUUGACAGCGACGGUCUCACCUGAUAGUCAUCAUAUUGGAACCAACUCUAACCUCAAGAUUGAAACCUUGUCCUUCUUGCGCAAUUACUUCCGAACCCAUUCGGCUGAAAGCGUUCACCCCUAUCUCGAUCGCUUAUGUCCUGCAGUGAUUCAAGCUGUAUCUGACAAAUUCUAUAAGAUUGUUUCCGAGGCUUUCUUAGUUUGCAUCGAGCUUGUUGGCGUUUUACGACCCGUUCACAGUGACCCUACAUCUGCCUCUGGCUACAAAUUGUCACCUGUCAAAGCAGAGUUCCAACAAUACAUAGACGAGAUUUACAACAUUACGACACGCGUGCUAUCUACCAGUGAUGCUGACCAAGAAGUGAAAGAGCGAGCUAUCAUGUGUCUAGGUGUUCUCUUAUCUCAUGCCGGUGACCAACUUCAAGAUCAAAAGGCUGCUCUCCAAAUGUUGUUGGAUCGACUUCGCAACGAAAUCACGCGUUUGAUCAGUGUUCGAACUUUGACCAUUGUGGCAAGAAGUCCUGUAGUAGACGAAGAGGAGCUGCAAAAUGCCGCUUUAACAUCCAUAGAUCAGGUGGCAGUACUGCUUCGAAAGAGCAAUCGUGUUCUCCGUGUUGCAAGUCUUUACUGCUUGGAAACUCUCACAAGAAGAUUUGGUCAAUCAUACUCUCAGCAGAGUGUGCAGACCAUACUUGCCGAACUCAAACCCUUGAUCAGCGAUGCCGAUUUGCACUUGUUGCCGUUGGCUUUGUCCAACGCCGUUGUGAUUUUAGAAACGAACCCACAGUCAGUAGAGAGCAUCAAAGCAGAAAUACUACCUGCAGUAUUCCAGCUAGUCCAGUCGCCUUUAAUCCAAGGAUCGGCCUUGACAAGUUUACUAAAGCUCUUUGCUGCUAUCGGCAAAGCGAGCCCAAGUGACUACGAUAGUUUGAUCCAACGACUUAUCAACCCAGUUCUUACAGUCAAUAUGCAAGGUGUUGCUGCCGGUGGAGUUGCAGCUGUUUCCAACAAACAUGCAAGCUCAACUAUCUCACAAUGUGUCGCCGUACUGGCCACAAAUACAGACGAGCAGAACAGAGAGAAGACUAUCAAUGAAUUUGAAAACUUUGUUAAGGACCCCUCUACAAAUGACUCUGUCAAAUAUUUGUCACUGUUGACUCUGGGUGAAAUUGGCCGUAAAGCUGACUUGAGUUCACGACCAGAUAUAUACAACACUGUGUUAGAUCUUUUUGGAGCACAAUCGGAGGAAGUCAAAUCUGCAGCAGCAUUUGCAUUGGGUAACAUAAGUAUCGGUAAUGUUGCACAGUACAUUCCUAGAAUUGUAGCGGAGAUCACUGAGCAACCAAAGAAGAAAUAUCUUUUGUUGCACGCCCUCAAAGAGAUCAUCACUCGGUACACUCAUCAAGAGGGUGGGGCUGGUCUCGCCAAUGAAUCAGAGAAGAUCUGGAUACUCCUCUUUGAAAACUGUGAGAGUGAAGGCGAGGAAGGAACGCGCAAUGUUGUCGCCGAAUGCCUUGGAAAACUGACCUUGACAGAUCCUUACAAGUUUUUACCCGAUCUGAAGAAUCGACUCAAUUCCCCAUCUGCACAUAUUCGUGGAACUGUAGUGACAGCUAUCAAGUACACUUUUAUUGAUCAGGCUCAGCACUACGAUGAACUGUUGAAUCCUAUCAUUGUCGAGUUCUUAUCACUCAUCAAGGAUGAAGAUCUAAAUGUUCGCAGACUCUCUCUAUCCACGCUUAACUCAGCUGCUCAUAACAAACCCUAUUUGAUCAGAAACGUUCUAAACACUCUGUUGCCGCUCUUGUAUCAAGAAACCAUGGUGAAGAACGAGCUAAUUCAUUUGGUAGAGAUGGGUCCGUUUAAGCACAAGGUCGACGAUGGUUUGGAAAUACGAAAAUCUGCCUUUGAAUGCAUGUACACCUUGUUAGAAACAUGUCUCGACAAAGUAGACGUCUAUGCUUUCUUGGACCGAGUGAGAGCAGGUCUUGAAGACCAACAUGAGAUCAAGGUCCUUGCUCACUUGAUGAUCAUUCGCCUGGCGCAUGUAGCACCAACUGCCGUAGAUCAAAAAAUAGAUGACAUGAUUGGUCCCUUGAAGGCAACCAUAGAUUUCAAAGUCAAAGGCAACGCUGUUAAGCAAGAAGUUGAAAAGAAUCAAGAACUUGUCCGAUCGGCUUUGCGAGCUGUCGCUGCCCUUUCUAAAUUGGCUGAUGCCGCACCAUCAGCCAGAUUCGUACAAUUUGAAAACGAGAUCAAGAAUGGUCCUUAUGCUGAAGAGUAUAAUAACAUAUGGAACGAUAACGAUGCUAAGGAAAAUCGCGGUGACCUUAUGGACCUGUCUUGAGCACAUCAUUCUUUGAUGUACAUGCAAGACAAGCUAUCGAUAUUGUGAUCAAAAUCAGUCCUUUUUGCGUCUGCCGGCAUAGUCUUCAUACCAUUGAACCAGUAAAUCAUUAAAAAAGCAUGUUCCGGUAUGUCAAAAUUAAGCUUUAAUACUGAAG